Spea bombifrons (plains spadefoot toad) is the source of this 2423-nucleotide messenger RNA. RefSeq names its product centrosomal protein 78 (gene CEP78). Lineage: Eukaryota; Metazoa; Chordata; Amphibia; Anura; Pelobatidae. Gene Ontology annotation, molecular function: protein binding. The record is from RefSeq and is a predicted model, not a curated record. Gene Ontology annotation, cellular component: centrosome. The transcript has 16 exons. Bases 136 to 2421 code for a protein of 761 amino acids.
GCUUCAGGAAGCCAGAGGGAGCUGACAUCAUGGAGGUGUAACGCGGGCUGUGUGGGACCCUUAGACAUUUUACCGGACCGGGCAUUGGACAGGACGUCUCAGGCGCAGCAGCUCCAGUUAGGAGGAAGAAAAACAAUGAUCAACUCUGUUCGAGUACGUCACCAAGGGCCUAUGGACUUCCAGUCUCACUAUGAGUACCUGUGUGCUCUUCAAGACUCUGUCCCAGUGCCAGCCAUAAGAUCGAGCUUUGGACAGGACGUUCUUAGUUUUAAUGCCGAUCGAAUCAAAGUCUCUGAUUGGCCACCUAUUCUAAAUACACUAAAGGUUAAUAAGAGUUUGACAAGUGUGUCAAUAAAAAGUUGUCAUCAGCCAGGAUAUGAAGAUUCAGGUGCCGAGAAACUUGGAAUUCGUUUUAAAAGACGUCUUCCACCGAUCCGAUCGAAGGACAUGACCUUUCAGUUAUGCACGUGCCUCGCAAGCUGUUUAAGUGUGUCAAAGUCUUUGAAACACUUGGAGCUCCAUGGAUUGCCUUUACGUGAGAGAGAUUUAAAAGCUUUAUCAAAGGGCUUGGCUGCCUCCUCCUCCUUGGAAAGCUUGUCCCUACCCUACUGUUCUUGUGGCGAUGAAGGACUCGAAAUCAUUUCUAAAAGUGUGAGGAAUUCACCAACGUUAAAGACACUCGACUUUACUGGAUGCGGUUUGACUUGGCGUGGCGCGGAAUGUAUUGCUAAUAUUAUCAAGCAUCAGGCCACCAGGAGGCACAGCGAGACGUGGGCUGAGAGCCUGAGAUAUAGAAGACCCGAUCUUGACUGUAUGGCUGGACUGAGACGUAUCACUCUGAACUGCAACGCGCUCCUCGGUGACCGUGGGGCUAUGGCUUUAGCAGAAGUGCUUGCUGAGGAUCUCUGGCUGAAAGCCCUAGAUCUGCGCCAGUGUGGCAUUUCCAGCGAUGGUGCUCAAUCUUUGCUUAAUGCUUUCCGUACAAACACGACUCUAAUGAUACUGGAUGUGAGAAGGAACCCUUUCAUUGAUCAUUCACUCCUCAAGACUAUUACUGAGAGAGUGCUCAUGAAUUCCCAUGGUGUACAUUCAGAGUACAAAUGGUUUUCAUCCCCAUCUCCAAAGGAUGGAUCUAACGUGAGACGUAAAUGUAGGUCGGUCAGUCUGCGGCAUGGACGCAAAGGAAGAAACACGCUCCGCAUUGGGCUUCCAAAUAAAAGACACUUGGUGUCUGCAGGACAAGGAACAUCCAAGGAGCUGUAUGCCCCAGAACCAAAGCCUCCUGGAAGUAAAGGUUUCCUCCCGUGGAGAACGGCAGAAAGGGCAAGCAGACACAGGGAAAAUUCUCCAGACAAGAAUCUAUAUUCUCCAUCACAGACAGGCACCUCUGUAAAGAUUGCGAUGGACAGUGAAACCUCGGAAAGUGAAGAAACUGAUAGCUCUUUGGGUGGCUUAAAUAAAGAGCUUGGUGAAUCCCUUCAUAAAAGCUUUCCCCAAAACUUCAGGCUUUUACAGGUGGAAUUGAAAGAAUGCCAACUAAGGUUGAAUGAGGAGAUAAAAACAAGACUGAAAGCUGAUGAGAGAAUAAUGGAGUUGGAAUUAGAAAACACUCGAUUAAGGCAGAUUAAUCAGACUCUUUCUGAUGCCCUUCGAACACGGCCGCCAACGCCUACGCUCUUGGAAGAUGAAGGCGUCCUGGACAGCAUUGAGAAGUCCUUCAAUAAGUUCCAUGCAUUCCUUGACCUUUUGAGAGAUGCAGGCUUGGGGCAACUUGCCACCCUUGCUGGCAUAGAUCAGUCGGAUUUUGCAUUGCCAGGGGAUCCUCAGAUGACUUCCACUAGUAGAUCUCACCAACCAUAUACCGAGACACGCCAAAACCUGCAUGGAACCUACAUGAUUCCUCAGCAACCUGUCAGAACUCUGGAAGGUGACCCUAGAGGUCUGUCUGAAUCAUGUGCUUCCUCUAUUCCUCUGGAGUUAGAUGAAUCCCAUACUACCUACCAGAAGAGCAAAGAAGAAAUGGGUUUUGAUCUUGAUAUAAAGGAUGGUGAGGGAUACAAGAGCAGCAGGGUAUCAUCUGUGCCGGAAAAUACCAAAGAUGCAGACCGUUUUAAAAAACGUAACCUGCCCAACAAAAAAGAAACCGAUAAUGAAUGUUCAUCUUCAGAUUCCAGCAGGAGUAAAAAAAGCAGCACAAGUAAAAAGUCCACAGCAUCCUCCAGUGAGACGGACAGAAAAUAUUCAUCAAAAAGAAGCCUGUCUGCAGGGACGAAUAGCGCUGAUCCUCAAGUCUCUGUAGCUAGAAAUCAAAAUGAUGUGAGAACUCCCCUCGUUUCUGAUGCCAACGUAUCUGAAUCAGAAAUCCAAGAGAAUAUUAAUUCUUUUGGAAGCCGGAGCAGAGGCUCACAAGAGAGUAUGUAGCG